Messenger RNA from Cyprinodon tularosa, 3266 nucleotides. Its product is annotated as WD repeat containing planar cell polarity effector. Gene Ontology annotation, cellular component: axonemal basal plate. Bases 434 to 2569 code for a protein of 711 amino acids. Gene Ontology annotation, biological process: cilium organization; nervous system development; establishment of protein localization. The transcript is spliced from 17 exons. Lineage: Eukaryota; Metazoa; Chordata; Actinopteri; Cyprinodontiformes; Cyprinodontidae. The record is from RefSeq and is a predicted model, not a curated record. Gene Ontology annotation, molecular function: protein binding.
AUGAAAAUAUUGUCAUGUGUUAAUCUAUUUGAGUCACUACAUAAAUCCCGUGUACUGAGUCAAACAACUGCUAUUAUUUGAAUUAUAAAUGAAUUAGCUGGUUAGCCUCAUAAGAGUAGCUUGUGGUUGCUAAGCGACGUGUAGCGUUUGCAGCAGCUAGCUGGAAAACUUAGCCGCUUGACAGAAAGAUACACUGGAAAAACGACUCGGGGAGCUGCAAUAAGAACAACAUUGACUUAAAAAUACAUUACCCGCUUAAGAUAAAGCCGUAACAGCUCUAGCAUUAGCUGGCCGGCUGUAAAGUGAGAAUAAGUGUCGCUCCGAUCCUCAGCAAACUUGCAACCCGUGAAGAUGAGAAGUAUGUGCUAACUAAAGAAUACAAAGGAUAUAGCAAAGUCCCCCGCUGCAGACUCGGGUUACACUCCUCCUUCAGAUGGCGUUCUGCCUGGCUGAGCUGCACUUGUGGUCCAUGAAGAACUCGCUCCAAGUUAAAGAUACAGAUAUUGGCACCUAUCAGUACUACGAUAAAGGAGAGCCAGCCAAUCCCUUGGAGCAUCACUACUACAAUGAGAAACUCCACUUCUGUGAGGCUCGAGGCUAUCCGUGGACCCCCAGGAACCGCCGACCAGAAAAGCUGCGCGACUCGCUGAAGGAGUUGGAGGAGCUGUUGCAGAGCAACACCUGCGUUCACACCAGAUGGAGAAACAAGUACUGCUGCCAGAUGAUGCUGAGCAAUGCGGUGCUGGUGACGGUCACCCUAAAAGGACCUCAGCUCGAUCAGGUGUGCAUAGACCGAACCUUAGUGGGUCGACUUCCUGCCAACACUGUGACUGAUGCGGUGCUGAACGACGGGCUGAUUCUGCUGUCCUUCCUGGAGGAGAGCCAGGUCGCUGCAGUGUUCCUGAACAGGAAGAGCCAGGAUUCCCUGGAGACUGGCAGGCGAACAGACAAACUCUCACCUUCUGAGAUUAAGGUGAUGUGUGCAGAGGUGGGUGGGCCAAGUCGAAGGCUUCAAAGACACGUCGCUCUCAGCCGUCUGCAGGACAUGGCACUCUGCUGGUGGAAACUGGACGAACUUAGUGAGGGGCUGUGGCCCUGGAGCCCCACAGACACACACAGAAACAACCUCUUCUUGAUAAGCUGCUCGCCUACUGAAGGACUCAAGGUCCUUUGCUCUGUCCGGACCCCAGAAAACCCACUGGACAGCAGCUUCAGUCAGCUUCAACACUACCAGCUGCUGACAGUAGAGUUACCUGCAGGACCUCAGGGAUCCAGAGAGGGCUUCUCCGCUGAUAGCUGCGUGUAUGAAUGUGCACGAGGUCGCCUACAGCGCAUAUCCCUCACCACCAUCCCACUGCCAUCACCUCCUAUCUCCUGCUCUCGGCACCCAUCAGAGACCGCUCUCCUUCUAGGCUUGAGUGACUCCUCUUUAGUCCUCUACGACCAGAGACGGGCGGUCUCGGUCUUGGCCUCCUGCCCUGUACCGCCCUCCUACAUGGCCUGGCACCCUACGGGGGCUGUCGUCGUUAUGGUGGGGGGACAAGAGGAAGUGAUGUGCUUUGAUGUGGGCUUGGCACCUUUAAACAUGGCUCUCGUAGCAGAAGAAGCAUCUCCAGCCGCCACAUUGAGACUAACUCAGCACAUAAACUGCUCCGGAGGCCUGGUUGGGCUGCAGUGGGGGGCUGGUUUUGACGGUGGCCCGGAGGGGACAGAUACGCUAACAUUAGUCUUUAAUGGAGGACCACUAGUCACCUUAAAAUUCAGACUAGGAGCUCUAACUGGAGGCCAGCUGGGUCAUGUGGAGCUGCUCCAGCAGAGGCUUCGUUGCGGUCAGGUCAGAGAGGCGCUGGGCAUCUUGGAGGCCAUGGACUGGAGCACCAUGGGGGACGAGAGCUACCAAGGCCUGAGCUCUGUCACCAACCACCUGCUGAGGCUGCCGCUGAACGCAGACAGAGAGGCCCAGCUGGAAGCUGCUCUGCGGGUGUUUUACGCUCCGGCUGCCCCCCUUUCUGAUACAGUGAUACUGGAGUACAGGGAGCCAGUCAGCAAGUAUGCUCGCCGCCUUUUUCACCACCUCCUCAGGCAUCAGCGUUUUGAGAAAGCUUUCCUCCUCGCUGUAGACUUGGAGGACCGAGAUUUAUUCAUGGACCUCCAUUAUGUCGCCAGUGAUAAGGGCGAGGUGGUGCUCGCGGACGUGGCCAAGAGGAAGGCUAAUGAAAUCGAAGCCCGGGCCAUCGCAGGCAACGAUGAUCUUCAGAGAGACAGGAGCGGUCUAUGUGGAUCCAGCUUUAGUCGAGGAGGAGCAGAGGGUAGCGUCGCGGUUUCAGGCCCUUCUCCCUCAGAGACCCCCAAAACAGCUGAUGAGCGGCGCCCACAGAGGAGAGCACAGGCCGAGUCCAUCCAUGUGGUCGUCAGUCCAGAUCUGCUCCGGACGCUGAGUCACACAGGAAGCAGUGGAGGCGACGCAGAUGGAGGCGAUGUAAGUGGACCGACUGAUGGAGAAGCACGCCGCAUUUUGUCACAUUACUGCCCAUCACUUCAGUGGAUUCAUUGGAAAUCAGGGUUUUAAAACCAGCUCCCUCCUCCUAAACUCACUGCUCCCACAUGGAAAGCAUUGUCUCGAAAAGCAGCAUUUGGUAUAAAAAUGAGCUUUUAUGAGGUCUGUAGAAGUGGAAACAUUCUGAUGUGAGUGGGACUGACUGUGAGCGAGUCCCUGCGACCGUAUGUCAGGUGAAGGAUCAGAGGUCAGAGCUACGCUGCAUCGUGACCGGACAGGAAGUGAGGCGCUGUACAAAGUAAAGUGGUCAAAAUGGGGACAUAAAAAUGAAACUAUUUCAGUUCAUGGAGAUAACGCUAAAGUUCUGCAUUCACUUAGGUUUGUGUGGAUAAAUCGGCCUGUUAUUGCGUGAUCUCUGCUGCUGACAUAAACAGCUUGAGUUCAGUGGUAUGUUUCAAACGGGUCAGAUCGGAGCGUGUGGAGAUUUGUGUUUUGGUGGUUUACUCAAUCCGCCUCACAAAUCUGUCAUCUGUAGAACUAUAGAGGGAAGAAAGUCUCUGUUGUUUAAAGAAAACCAGAGGAAGCCAUGAUUAAAGCUGGGUACAAGACUUUUAGGGUAAAAAGGAGCUCAGGUUGGAUUAGAUCAAACCCUGUUCAUCACCAUCCCAACAGUAAGACAUGGUGGUGGCAGUGUCAUGCUGUGGGGAUGCUUAUGUAAGACAUGAACAUGUCCAGAUCAGGAGGCUUCAGAAGAGACUGGAGGUUCAGC